Fraxinus pennsylvanica is the source of this 987-nucleotide messenger RNA. The record is from the annotation of a GenBank genome assembly. Lineage: Eukaryota; Viridiplantae; Streptophyta; Magnoliopsida; Lamiales; Oleaceae.
AUGCAGAAAGCUUGGUUCUAUGAAGUACAUGGUCCUAAGGAAGUCCUCAACCUAGGAGACUUCCCGAUUCCUUACCCAGUACAAAAUCAGCUUCUUGUCCAAGUUUGUGCAGCUGCUUUGAAUCCUAUUGAUUUCAAGUUGCGCUGUCGCCCUCUGGUCUUUACAGAUUUUCCGGUUGUUCCUGGUUGUGACAUGGCUGGUAUUGUGGUCGGAAAAGGAGAUCAUGUUUCAAGAUUUGAUGUUGGCGACGAGGUUUAUGGAAACAUCCAGAAUUUCAAUGCGGAGGGAGAAUUCAAGCAACUUGGGACCUUGGCACAAUUUAUUGUCGUGGAGGAGAAUUUGGUGGCAUCUAAGCCAAAAAACCUUUCAUUCGAGGAAGCAGCUAGCUUACCGGUGGCAGUUCAGACGGCAGUGGAGGGCUUCAAAAAUGCUGGUUUUAAAGAGGGGCAAACAAUCUUUAUAGUAGGCGGAGCUGGUGGUGUUGGAAGCCUGGCUGUACAGCUAGCUAAGCAAUUGUACAGAGCUUCUUUGGUGGCAGCGACCGCCAGCACUGCCAAGGUGAAGUUCCUAAAAACCUUGGGUGCCGACGAGGUGGUUGAUUACACAAAAACCAGAUACGAGGAAGUCGAGAAGAAAUAUGAUCUCGUUUACGAUACAGUUGGUGAAUCAAAGAAUUCCUAUGUGGUUGCUAAGGAUGGUGCUCCAGUUAUCGACAUAACAUGGCCUCCAUCAAAUCCUAGAGCAGUGCAUUCAAGUUUGACAGUUUCUGGAGAAAUUUUGGAGAAUCUUAGGCCAUGUUUGGAGAGUGGAAAGCUUACAGCAGUUAUUGAUCCGGUUGGUCCAUUCCAUUUUUGUGAUGUAAUUAAAGCUUUUGAAUAUUUAGAAACUGGAAGAGCUAGAGGAAAAGUUGUCAUCUCCCCCUUCUCAGUUCCAUAUCUGACCUCUGAAAUUUGUAACUCAAACCUUGUUCCUCAGAGAAGUAUCUGA